AUGGAACAACAUACCAUGGACAUUGAAGAAACAGAAGCUUUGGCCGAUGAGGCAGCUUGUAACUUCAAGGUGCAUGAAGGAUUGCGCAAGGCAAAUAAAGAGGCAUACACACCUAUCCUAAUUUCAGUAGGGCCUUACCACCGUGGUCAACCCAAACCACUUGCUAUGGAAAAACGUAAAGAGCAUUAUUUGGAAUUGCUCCUUCAACGUAACAACAAUCUGCGUAAGGAGGAUUAUUUAGACUCUAUGAAGAAAUUAGAAGAAAGAGCUCGCAAGUAUUAUGCAGACCCAGUUGACCACCUCAAUGGUGAUGAAUUUUUUCGUGUUCGCAAGGGUGAACAUCAACAAUCGCAUGUGGGUGAUGAAGUCAAAGUAUCAUGGAAGAGAAUACAGAUUUGCAAUGACUUGAUGUUACUUGAAAACCAACUUCCAUUCUUUAUUAUAUCUGAAUUUUAUGACAUGAGCUACGACAUGAUAGUGACCCAAAAUCCAAACCAGAUUCAUCAUGAUCCUACCUCCACCUCCACCCUCACGAAGUUGGCAAUGUUACCUAUACUUGAGAAGCUACCAGGAGGGAUUGACUUUUCCAAAAUUGAUUUUGAAAAUACAUCCGUCUCUGAAAGCAAGCAUUUUCUUGACUUGAUGCAUAAUGUUUGUCUUCCCUCCUCCUCCAGAGAUGAAUCAAAUAACCACCAAAACAAGAAUCAGACAACUUGCUUUCAAAUGCCGUGUGUGAUAGAGCUUCAGGAUGCUGGUGUCAAGUUCGAGGCUGUAAAGAAUGAUAAUGAUGGGCUCAACCUCAACAUGUUCGAUAUACGCUUUAAGCAUGGUCAUUUUAAAAUACCAAAGUUCAAAGUCGAUGAUUCGACAGAGAUAUUCUUCCGAAACAUCAUUGCCUAUAAACAACACUCCUCAGAUGACAAACCCAAAUAUUUCACCGAUCAUAUGUAUUUGAUGGAUCUACUUAUCAACUACAAAGAAGAUGUGACCCAACUUCAUCGCCAUGAAGUUCUUGAAAACUGGCUUGGUGAUGACGAAGUGGUGGCACUUAUGUUCAACAACCUGGGUAAUGGCAAAAUCAUUGAAGAGCAGUUCUACUAUGCUGAACAGUGCAGCAAAGUGAACACUCAUUGCAAGAGAUGGUGGAACAAAGUAGUAGCUUCAUUGAAGCGUGAUUACUUCAAAAAUAUUUGGGUUAUUGCAGCUGCUUUUCUCCUCCUCCUUACUUUCACACAGACUGUCAUUUCCCUAAUUACUAUUCUUACUUCGUCCCCAUCCCUAUCCCCACCCUGA
This is a messenger RNA of Camellia sinensis, 1293 nucleotides long. The record is from RefSeq and is a predicted model, not a curated record. NCBI's taxonomy places the organism in Eukaryota, Viridiplantae, Streptophyta, Magnoliopsida, Ericales, Theaceae.